AUGAGUAUGCAUCUCCAAAUGGUCGAUAGAACCAUCAAGAGAUCGGUAGGGGUUGUUGAUGAUGUCAUUGUUAGAGUGAGGGAAUUCUUAUUACCGGCAGAUUUUGUCAUCCUUGAUUGUGCGGUUGAUAAAGAAGUCUCAAUUAUCUUGGGAAGGCCAUUUCUUGCCACCGGGGGAGACGAAGCGGUGGAGCAUAAAUUAGAGGAGGAACAAUUUGACGAAGCACUUUCGGCUAAUUUGGUGAAUUUUGAUGCGGAUGAAAUGGAGGAGUAUGUUGAAAUGGAACAAAAUCAAAAGGUGUUUGCAGUGUUGCGGGAUUAUCGAAGAUCUAUUGGGUGGAUAUUAGGAGGAUUCCCUCCGGUAUUUGUGAACAUAGAAUCGAACUUGGAUAUGGUUGAGGAUUGCUUGGAAGUCUUUAUGGAUGACUUUUCAGUUGUUAGUGACUCCUUUGACGAAUGCCUUGCCAAUCUUGUUGACUAUGUGUCCAAGUGGGUCAAAGCUGUAGCAUUGCCUAACAAUGACGGCAAGAAUGUCACAAAUUUUCUCAAAAAGAAUAGCACUCCUAGGGCGAUCAUUAGUGAUGGUGGCACUCAUUUUUGCAACAAGCAAUUCACUAGUCUCAUGGAGAAAUAUGGAGUGAAGCAUAGGGUGGAAAAUCCUUACCACCCCCAAACUAGUGGAAUGGCAUUCAAGACUCCCAUUGGUACUUCUCCUUAUCAGUUGGUGUUUGGUAAAGCUUAUCAUCUACCGGUUGAACUUGAACACAAAGCUUUGUGGGCACUAAAAAAUUGA
Molecule: messenger RNA, 792 nt
Organism: Lycium barbarum (goji berry)
Lineage: Eukaryota; Viridiplantae; Streptophyta; Magnoliopsida; Solanales; Solanaceae
Exons: 6
Coding region: 1-792 (263 amino acids)
Biological process (GO): DNA integration
Molecular function (GO): nucleic acid binding
Source: RefSeq, a predicted model, not a curated record